AUGUCGGUAUCUGACUGCCUCAUCUGCCCUUCUCCCAGAGUCAGUUGGUGGCACGACGCAGCAACCAUCUACAGCCUAACUUCACUUUUACUUGACACCUUUUUCCACUUGCUCGUCAUGUCAUAUCAGAUGCAGGCUCAACGCGACCAGAACUCCAAAGCUGCUCCGCCCACGGGCAGCACAACAUCGUCAACCCACCGAGUGCGGGCCAUACUAGAAGAUGGCCGCGACGCCAGCCAGCUCAGCCCCAAGUCUCGGCAGUACCUCCUCAACUGGGAGAAGCGUCAUCGUGCGAAGACGGUGAGCGAUCUCUCACAGGUUCCGACAGAGGACAUCCGGUCCACGGCAAGCCAGAUGGAGCCAGAGCUUGUGUCCCGCAAGGAGCAGCAGCUUCUUGAUGAGAUCGAGGCCAACCCCGAGAUGCAGGCAUCUUUCUUGCUGUUCAAGCAGACAAGUGGUCAAAAUGGAAAAGUUCAACCCGAGCAUGCCGCAGCAAGCUCACACAGGCAGGUCGGCCAGGCGCAUGACCGUGGUCAAGCUUUGAGGGCUCAGCAACUCAAGGACGCCAACGAUCAUGACAUCCGCCAGAUGGAAGAGGCACUGGAGCAGAGAGUGCAACACUUCAAGCAGGCACUGGCCUGGGACAUUGAAGUUCAUCGACUGAAUGCCAAGAUUCAGAGUCGCCGUCUUGAGGCUGUGGCUGCGCGUGAGAGUCAGUAA
This is a messenger RNA of Fusarium vanettenii 77-13-4, 720 nucleotides long. RefSeq lists its product as uncharacterized. The transcript has 2 exons. The record is from RefSeq and is a predicted model, not a curated record. The coding region runs from base 1 to 720 and encodes 239 amino acids. Lineage: Eukaryota; Fungi; Ascomycota; Sordariomycetes; Hypocreales; Nectriaceae.